AUGAAUUCAUCUACCACGAUCUCGGAGCUGAGAGCGCAGUGGUCGAGUCCUGUCGACACAUCCAGCAUCCUCCUCGUCAUCGGUGGGGACGUGGUGCAGCAGGCCUUCGCGCAGGGAACAGGAAAGUUCUAUACGCCGGUGUGCUUCUCAUUCGGUUGCGUCGCCUAUGCCUUCAUCGCCCUGGUCAACGUUAUCGGCGAUGGCAGACUCCUGCCAAAGCCAGAUUAUCCGGUCAAAGUCAUCAACCUGGACUCUGGAUACGCCCGCGAGAACAAGAACUGGGUCGUGGGCCGGAUGUUGCGUGAUAUCGAAUCGACGCUGGCGCGUGACACCCCUCUCGACGAUGAUGGUAUCCGAAUUACCGUCCACGAGGCUCUGUGGAAUUCAAACAGAUACACGCAGUUCUCAUGGAGAUGGUCUCAUCUCAUUGGGCUCACCUGUACACUGGUUCAAAUCGCACUGGCUGCUCUCCCAUACGGGCUCUAUGGAGAAUGGAGCAUUCUGCUCAUCACCCUGGCCGGCACGGUCUUGGUCCAGGUGACUGGACUGCUCCCGCAGUGGAAAGCGGAAAAGCUGCCAAAUAGACAGAGAUCAAACGCGGUCUAUGCGCUUACCUCUGGUAACGGAUCUAGAGAUAUCGUCGUCAUCAUCGGCAGGGGGAACUGCCUCGACCUCGAAGAGCUCUCUGCAUCGCAGUCUCCGCGGAUAGGUCGCCCAUGGGAAAAGUUCAGAUGGCUUGCGGUCCCCAAGGUUGGACCUGACAAGAAGCCUCUGCCGAUGAGGCGAGAUACGAUGCAGAUGAAAUCCCGAACUUCGGCCGGUUUUCCCAUCGGCUUUUGGAUCACCAGUAUCGUUUCAGUCAUUCUGUCCAUCCUUUGGCUACUGCUGUUGGUCAAUGUCGCCGCGCCCAAGAACCAUACCUGGUUUCUGCUGGCUGUCGGAGGGAUUGGCAUGUUUCAGAAUGCCUGGCUGGCCGCCAAAGAGACGUCGCCUAGGCUACGGAACAUGCCGAUGAAACGCAUCGACACGAUCAAGACACGGAAAGUGAUGGACGGUCUGAUGGACUUUGAGGCUACGUAUCAACGCGGUACCCCGCUGCUCAAAGAGUUCUUCCCCGGACGACUGCGUGACGAAGAGAAGAAAUGGUGGGCGGGCGACACUGAAGAGUAUGAGAAGAAGCGGGAACAGGAUAGGAAAAUGAGGGGCAUUUCUCGCCGACGGGAGCCCGUCUUUGCUCCCUCGCCUGUCCUUCUAGAAUGGCGGCCAUCUCAUCCUUCCCGGGACUAUGACGAUGAUUCUGAGUACGCGUCUCCAGUGAAGGAAAAGAGAACAUACGAGCCGCGGAACUCGCCAGUUUUUGAGGAAGACCAAGAUCCAUCUCCCUAUCAAAGUGAAUAUGGUCUCGAGAGCCGAGCGAAGCCUGCUGCUUUGUCCACAGCUCGAACGUCGGAAAUCCGGGCAAGUGCUCGGGCUUCUGAUCCAGGGCUGAGAAGCUCGAUCUAUCGCCAGACUUUGACUGAAGUUGGGCAAGAGGAUAGCACGAGUGACUCCCGGCACCUGGACCUACAAUACAGCCCGCGGAGCAUAACCCAGGUGCGGUCAGAAUCCCCUUCGAUACGAAGUCUCAAUAUCGCUAGAAGAGCCACAGAGACGCCAGGAUGGGCAAUGUGA
Molecule: messenger RNA, 1671 nt
Organism: Thyridium curvatum
Lineage: Eukaryota; Fungi; Ascomycota; Sordariomycetes; Thyridiales; Thyridiaceae
Exons: 1
Coding region: 1-1671 (556 amino acids)
Source: RefSeq, a predicted model, not a curated record